Molecule: messenger RNA, 767 nt
Organism: Ilex paraguariensis (yerba mate)
Lineage: Eukaryota; Viridiplantae; Streptophyta; Magnoliopsida; Aquifoliales; Aquifoliaceae
Source: the annotation of a GenBank genome assembly
CACUCUCUCUCUCUCUCUCACCAACACCUUAGAUGACUGAACCUGCAAGGUCCUCUAGCGAAUCACAGGCGUAGCUUCGGUGAAUCACAGGCAUGGCUCUAACGGCUCAGAUCUAUUGUUUAACAACUCCAGUGAACCGAAGUCGUAGCUCUGAUGACAUAGAUCUGGCUUCUCAUUGUUUGCCCAAAGCUUGUCGAGAAGAAGUUCUGGCCGUGGAACAAGACCCCUCAACUACCCUUAAUCGGUCCUCUAUUGAUGAAAACGACCUCGAUCUAUUGGACGUCUCUUCUAAUCAGGAGAAGUUGAACGAAGGAGAAAACAAAGAAGAGAAUAUACUUGAUGCAUUUAUCAGGAGUUCCAAAAUUCCAAAAUUUAAUCAUGUUGCAUUUAUCAAGAUGACAAGGACUCAAGAAUACCUGGAGAGGGACACUUUCAGAGCUCAAGAGGGUUUGAGAUUUGUGCCUUUUGCGAUGAAGCCAGAUCUCAAGAGGGAUGAAGACGAUGAAGCCUUCAAGACUAUGAAACAUUCAAACGAUGAACCUUUUUGCGAUGAAGCCUCUGGAGGUGUUCUAAAUCUCCAGCUUUAUGCUGUGCCCACCACUUGUUUGAUGAAACGAGGAAUGAUAUCAGAAGUCGCAAUUGAGGGUAUCAAAUUCUUUCUUGUAGAUAUUGGUCCAUGGUCCAGUGGUCACUUCCCACAGCGCCAAAGCAUUUCUCGGGGGGACGGACUGGUGUUCUACGGAAUGGUGUUCUCCAGCUUUAUUUGA